Molecule: messenger RNA, 133 nt
Organism: Acaulospora colombiana
Lineage: Eukaryota; Fungi; Glomeromycota; Glomeromycetes; Diversisporales; Acaulosporaceae
Source: the annotation of a GenBank genome assembly
AUGGCUGCCGCAUCUAUUUCAAGAAGUUUUACGAGGAAUUGGUAUAGAGCUGAAAUUGUUCCUCUGUGUACCAUAGUUGUGCUUGCUGGAUUCUCGGUCGGAGCGCAAAAGCACCUGAUGUGGUAUGGGAUAA